CGAAAUACAGCAGACGAUUCACUGGCUGUGGAAUUUGCACUUUCUGAGGACAGAAUGGGCUCUUGGGAGGAACCAAUUGGUUCACUCACUUCCGGCGGAAGUUGGAAUUCUUCAUUCAAUGUUAUCACCCUUUUCUGACUUUCCUCGUGGGCUUCGCUUUUAUUCAGCGACAUUGAAGUGAAGAUGACAAUUCUGAUCAGAGUCGCUGAAGACCUGCUGGCGAUUUCUCGUCUUUCUUGAACAGUGCUCUACUGGUAAUCUCAAGUAUUUGAGGACAUGAAUAAAGAAAUGAUUUAACCAUCAAACAGUUGCAAUAGUUAAUUUUCAUUAUCUACCUUUAAGGCUGCAAUGUAUCACAUCGGUAUCUACUAUUUGUAAUAUAUGCGCUGAUGUCAGCGUGGAACUGGAGGCAAUUUUUCACAGCAUAGUUCAACUUGACAGCGUACAGACGUGGCGUCUCGAUUAUUACCGGCGAACAAUGUCGAAUUUAUCGAAUAAAAUCACAAUAUACAUUUUAUUUUUGCAAUGCUCCUGUUACGCGAACCCAUCAGUUACCAUCAAUCAAGGCCGUUUAACAGGCAUCUACAUAGUAACGAAUAAUGGCCGAAUCGUAUCUGGUUUUUUAGGUAUCCCGUUCGCACAAUCACCAACUGGGAGCCUGAGAUUUAAGGCACCUCAGCCUCCAAAACCCUGGACCGGUACGUACCGAGCUGAAAACGGAAGCAUAAGUUGUACUCAAAUUGAGAAAGGAAAAUUAUCAGGAGUCGAAGACUGUCUCUACCUGAACGUUUAUACACCGCAGCUCCCGGAAGAGAGUUCACUAUUGCUACCAGUAAUGGUAGUAAUUUACGGUGGAAAUUUCGACCACGGUUCGGCAAGUCCUGACAUCUACGGUUCCCAGUAUAUUCUCGAUCACAACGUGGUCCUCGUGGUAAUGAACUACCGUCUGGGCGCCUUGGGCUUCAUGAGCACCGGAGACGAAGCGUCGCCUGGGAAUUACGGGCUGAAGGAUCAGACGAUGGCGCUGCGAUGGGUCCAGAGAAAUAUCGGCGCCUUUGGCGGCGAUGCUGACCAAGUGACCUUGAUUGGGUUGAGUGCCGGUGCAAUAUGUGCUCACUUCUUAUCACUCUCAGACAAGACAAAUGGGUUGUUCCACAAGCUGAUCUUGCACAGUGGAACCGCCACUUGCCUUCACGGAUAUCAAGACAAGUCGCUGGCCGCCAAGACGACUCACGAAAUUGCCGAAUUCUUCGACUGCCCAACCGAAAACUCGACCCUCAUCGUCCGAUGCCUCCGCAAACUGAAAGCGUCCACCCUCGCAUCAUGGAGUAAACCAACACCCGGAUUAUUAUUUUCUCCCACGAACGAACCCGAAUCCGACGAAGCCAUCGUCACCGACAGUCCGGCGAACUUGAUGAACCAAGGGAAAAUGCGGGACUUGCCUUGGAUAUGUGGAAACGUACGUGACGAAGGUCUCUUCGUGACUGCGUACGACUACGCUAACUUAACGCACUUGGAGGAUACUGUACUGCGAUUGAACGAUACCAUUAAAAACGAUAUUGAGCAGCUUGGUAGGAACGACACUGCCGGUUACUUCGAAGCUAUCAUGGACUAUUAUUUUAACGACUGGACAAUUGAUCACACUAUGGUGAUAAAAAAUUACACCUACAUGGUUGAUGACAUAUAUUUUUUUUAUCCGACGAUCGAAUGGCUGGAAACACAAGCGCGUAGCGGGAGCCAAGCAGGAUACAUGUACGUGUUUGAAUAUCGAGGCACAUUCAGUAUAUCCUAUGACAUAACGGGUAACGACACUGAUAUGGGCGUUUGUCAUGGCGACGAUUCAAUGUACUUAUUUCCUCGUGCGAAUUCGAGUUUCGCGGCACUCAAGAAAAACAUGAGUCGGACGGAUUUGAAAAUGAUGAAACAGUUGACGGGACUUUGGGCAUCCUUUGUCACACAUGGGGUACCGACGCUGCCCGAAUGGGGCAGCACCGAACGAUGGUGGAAAUACGAUGCACGUGGCAGUUACCUUCGAAUUGGAAGUAAUUCGGAUCUGUCGUUGAUCAUGAAAACGUCACUUCACGAGAACAGAAUGAAUUUCUGGAGAAAAUUACUGGGUCAACAUAUUUCAGGAUCCGAAGACGCUUCAGCGGGCACCCUUACUACUGUCAUGGCUGGUUACGUAAUUUUAUCUUACGUUUACACUUCUUAAAAAUUCUACUGAUUGAGAGUGACUUUUAGAAGCACUGCAAUACACUGUUACUUUGGUUCUCGUUAAAGAUACAAAAUAUUCGCUUUAAACGA
Messenger RNA from Cephus cinctus (wheat stem sawfly), 2304 nucleotides. Its product is annotated as esterase E4. The record is from RefSeq and is a predicted model, not a curated record. Bases 479 to 2212 code for a protein of 577 amino acids. The transcript is spliced from 7 exons. NCBI's taxonomy places the organism in Eukaryota, Metazoa, Arthropoda, Insecta, Hymenoptera, Cephidae.